Molecule: messenger RNA, 1858 nt
Organism: Vollenhovia emeryi
Lineage: Eukaryota; Metazoa; Arthropoda; Insecta; Hymenoptera; Formicidae
Product: endoplasmic reticulum-Golgi intermediate compartment protein 3
Exons: 8
Coding region: 195-1355 (386 amino acids)
Biological process (GO): retrograde vesicle-mediated transport, Golgi to endoplasmic reticulum; endoplasmic reticulum to Golgi vesicle-mediated transport
Cellular component (GO): endoplasmic reticulum; endoplasmic reticulum membrane; Golgi membrane
Source: RefSeq, a predicted model, not a curated record
ACGUCCGUCUCGUUUGCAGGUGCAGUCCAGGGAGCGGCGUGCAAGAGCGGAGCGGUCCGCGGGCCUACCGGCCGCUCGGCCAAUGGUAGCCUGCAGUCGGCCACGUUUCAAGGUGGCAGGGCGGCUUGUCAUGACACGUACGUGUCGUGCGGGAAAACGUCGGGCCGCCGUGAGGAGCGAUCGCCGCCGGCAGGAUGCAGAUGCUACGGCAGCUGGACGUGCACCCGAAGGUGCGCGAGGAGGCCGAUAUCCUCGUGAGGACCUUCAGCGGUGCCAUCGUUACAAUCAUUAGUACAAUCAUCAUGGGCAUACUGUUUUUGUCAGAGGUAAACUAUUAUCUUACACCAACUAUGAGCGAGGAAUUAUUUGUAGAUACAUCCAGGGGUUCUAAACUGAGAAUCAACUUGGAUAUAAUAGUCCCCGCUAUAUCUUGCGAUCUUUUGUCGAUAGACGCGAUGGACACGACGGGCGAGCAGCAUUUGCACAUAGAGCACAAUAUUUUUAAAAGACGGCUAGACCUGAACGGUAAACCCAUAGAGGAUCCACAGAGGACAAAUAUCACAGACGCGAAGGCCGUCAGUAAAACUACAGAGAAGGCAGUGGAGAUCGGUACAACCACAGAGACCUGUGGAGACUGCUAUGGAGCGGCCACGGAUACUAUGAAAUGCUGCAACACCUGCGAGGAGGUGUGGGAGGCCUACAGACGCAAGAAGUGGGCUCCGCCGGAUCCGGCAGAUGUCAAACAGUGCCAGAACGACAAGUCCAUGGAGAAGCUGAAGCACGCCUUCACGCAAGGCUGUCAGAUCUACGGUUACAUGGAAGUGAACAGAGUCGGCGGUAGUUUUCACAUCGCGCCGGGCGCCAGUUUCUCCGUCAAUCACGUUCACGUGCACGACGUUCAACCCUACACCUCGUCCCACUUCAAUAUGACGCACAAGGUUAGACACCUGAGUUUCGGGCUGAACAUCCCGGGGAAGACGAAUCCUAUGGAUGGCAUGACCGUAGUCGCCAUGGAUGGCGCUAUGAUGUUUUACCACUACAUCAAGAUCGUCCCGACGACGUACGUCCGCGCGGACGGCUCGACCCUCCUCACGAAUCAGUUCUCCGUAACGCGACACUCGAAGCAAGUGUCCAUGCUCACCGGCGAGUCCGGGAUGCCGGGCGUAUUCUUCAGCUACGAGCUCAGCCCGCUCAUGGUGAAGUACACGGAGAAGGCGAACUCGUUCGGGCACUUCGCGACGAACACUUGCGCGAUCAUCGGCGGCGUCUUCACCGUCGCCGGUCUGAUCGACUCGCUGCUCUACCAUUCGGUGCGCGCGAUACAGAGGAAGAUAGAGUUAGGGAAAUACAAUUGAAGACUUUGGGCCCCGGCGCAGCGUCGAUUACCGCCGAUCCCGCGGCUCUUGCCCUUGCCCUCUCGCUCGGAUACGUUAAAAUCUACCGGCAACGUAUUGUCCACCGAGAACGCUGACAGUGGAUUGGGAUUGGCGUUAACCGUUGGUGCGACACAGCCUUAGGCGAAUAAUUAGGUUACUGUUAACUAACAAAAGGCGUUAUUAAAGAUACUUGACUUUCUGUUGGCGACUAAAUCUUCACGGGGUGCAUAUUUUCAUCGCGCGUUUCGUAAGACUAUUCCCAUCUCGCGUUUGUAUUAUGCAUAUAUUAAAUGCAGUAUGUUCUUCGUGCAAUGUAAAAAAACUAAAUUACACAUAGAUUGUUGCGCAGUGGCGUAUGCGUCACCUACUUCACUUUUUAUUUAAAAGAUGAUCGUGAUUUUAACGAGUGCGAUGUAAAAAAACACUUAUUUAUACGCGAUGUACAUAAAAACCAGCAAAAUAUAUAUGAAAUUUGCCUAUUG